AAAGAAAAAAGGAACUACUGUAUCAUUUGAGGAGCUAUUUGUGGCCACAAAAGCAAGACAUCUGAACAUUCAUACAAGGACUCAAAUGAAUACACCAUUAGUAAUUGUACGAAUAUUAUCUAACUGCAACCUCUUUUUAUAUCAUUUAUUUGUUCAUAAUUUUUGUUUGCUUGAAUUUGUUUAUUAAAUUUGCUCUGUUAACUGAUUUGGAGGAAAUUGAAAAACAACAAAGUGCAGAUAGCAGUGAGUUUCUUAACGCAUUUUCUUCUGUCAUGGUUCCUGAACUUCUAAGACGUCUAAGAUUAUAUGGAUGGAGGGCUGCAAAGAGUUCUUUGGAAAGAAAAGUGGGAGAUUCUGGACCAGUUUUAAUUCUACUAGAUAUAAAAAUGGAGAAACAAAGGAAGACCAUUCAGCAAGAUGUUGCUGCAAAUAUAAUUGCACAACUUCAACGUGCAGGAUUAAUUAUGUGGACAUACUGGUAGCACUGUGUGUUCCUUCACCUAGAGAGGCUAUUUCUACACUACAAGCUAAUCAACUAAUCCGUCGGACAUCAUCAAGUAGCAAUAAUGGAGGUGCUGAAAUUGAAGAAGGGUCCGGCAUCGAUGAAUUAGACCUGAUAUAGGAGGAUUGGGCGUUGUUGAAACUUACUAGUCUUUUAGUUUUGAACAUUGAAAACAUGUGUUGCACUUUUUAAAUGGUCAAAAAAUAUUUGUAUAUUUUGCUUUUUUGAAUUACGUAAUUUUGA
Messenger RNA from Capsicum annuum, 745 nucleotides. RefSeq lists its product as uncharacterized. The coding region runs from base 311 to 622 and encodes 103 amino acids. The transcript has 2 exons. The record is from RefSeq and is a predicted model, not a curated record. Lineage: Eukaryota; Viridiplantae; Streptophyta; Magnoliopsida; Solanales; Solanaceae.